Molecule: messenger RNA, 2229 nt
Organism: Theobroma cacao (cacao)
Lineage: Eukaryota; Viridiplantae; Streptophyta; Magnoliopsida; Malvales; Malvaceae
Product: transmembrane 9 superfamily member 3
Biological process (GO): protein localization to membrane
Cellular component (GO): membrane
Source: RefSeq, a predicted model, not a curated record
UCCAUACAUCCACCUCUCUAUUCCCUUCAUCCAUUUUUCUACACUUCCCUUUCCCUUACUCUCUUCGUCCACCCAAAAAUGAAAAACCUCGGCAAUUGUCCGACGUUUCUAAUCCUCGGAGUUUUAUUCUUCUGUUGUCUUUCCCAUGUUAGAUCCGACGCCUCCGACCACCGUUACAAAGACGGUGAUCCUGUCCCGCUCUACGCCAAUAAGGUCGGCCCGUUCCACAACCCCAGUGAAACCUAUCGCUACUUUGAUCUGCCCUUCUGUUCUCCAGAUCAUUUAAAGGAGAAGAAAGAAGCGUUAGGUGAGGUCUUGAAUGGUGAUAGACUCGUAAACGCUCCUUAUAAACUUAACUUUAGAGAGGAGAGAGAUUCUUAUGUUGUUUGUAAGACGAAGCUUUCAAAAGAAGAGGUUGCCAUUUUCCGUAAGGUGGUUGACAAGGAUUAUUAUUUCCAAAUGUACUAUGAUGAUUUACCUAUCUGGGGUUUUAUUGGAAAAGUUGAUAAGGAGGGAAAAGCUGAUCCGAGCGAGUACAAGUAUUUCCUUUACAAGCAUAUCCAGUUCGAUAUACUUUAUAACAAGGAUCGCGUAAUUGAGAUCAGUGCUAAGAUGGAUCCUCAUUCGCUUGUGGACUUGACUGAGGAUAAGGAAGUUGAUGCCGAGUUUAUGUAUACUGUGAAAUGGAAGGAGACUGAGACUCCUUUCGAGAAGAGGAUGGACAAGUACUCCAUGUCUUCUUCUUUGCCACAUCAUUUGGAGAUUCAUUGGUUUUCUAUCAUCAACUCUUGCGUGACGGUGCUCCUUUUAACGGGUUUCCUUGCAACGAUUCUCAUGCGGGUCUUGAAGAAUGAUUUCAUUAAGUAUGGUCAAGAUGAAGAAGCAGCUGAUGACCAAGAAGAGACUGGAUGGAAGUAUAUUCAUGGAGAUGUAUUCCGAUUCCCAAAGUUCAAAUCUUUGUUUGCUGCUGCUCUUGGAUCUGGAACACAGCUGUUCACUUUAACGGUUUUCAUUUUUAUGCUUGCAUUGGUUGGUGUCUUCUAUCCGUACAAUCGCGGUGCUCUGUUUACUGCCCUAGUGGUUAUAUAUGCACUUACAUCAGGUAUUGCAGGAUAUACAGCUACUUCUUUCUACUGUCAGCUUGAAGGAAAGAACUGGGUUAGGAAUCUGUUAUUGACUGGCUGCCUUUUCUGUGGGCCCUUAUUUCUCACAUUCUGCUUCCUUAACACGGUUGCUAUUGCAUACAGAGCAACUGCUGCACUGCCUUUUGGAACUAUUGUAGUAAUAGUCCUCAUAUGGACACUAGUGACAUCUCCCUUGCUUGUUCUGGGUGGUAUUGCUGGAAAAAAUAGCAAGGCUGAGUUCCAAGCUCCCUGCCGCACCACAAAGUAUCCUCGAGAGAUUCCACCAUUGCCUUGGUACAGGAGUGCGAUUCCUCAGAUGGCAAUGGCUGGAUUUCUUCCAUUUAGUGCUAUUUACAUUGAGCUUUACUACAUAUUUGCCAGUGUCUGGGGCCACAGGAUCUAUACCAUAUACAGCAUCUUGUUUAUUGUCUUCAUCAUCCUGCUGAUUGUCACUGCUUUUAUAACUGUGGCUUUGACAUAUUUCCAACUUGCAGCCGAAGAUCAUGAAUGGUGGUGGAGGUCUUUCCUUUGCGGUGGAUCAACUGGCCUCUUUAUCUAUGCCUAUUGCUUGUAUUAUUACUAUGCACGAUCAGAUAUGUCUGGUUUUAUGCAAACCUCGUUCUUCUUUGGUUACAUGGCUUGCAUCUGCUAUGGAUUCUUCCUGAUGCUCGGGACAGUGGGUUUCCGUGCCUCGCUGCUCUUUGUUCGUCACAUAUACAGGUCCAUCAAGUGUGAGUAGAGGGUUUAGUUGUCCCUUAACAUUUCCAUCAAUGCUGUCAUAGAGAAGUCUAUGAUUAUGAUCUUUGUUAGAAAUUAGCUGGAAGAUUGCCCUAAUUGUCAUGAGCAAAUGGGGAUGCUAUACUAUGCCUAAAGGGAUAUCUGUAAGAUCUGCACGUGGGUGGCUAGGCAUUGGAGAACUUUUAGGCAUCAUGUGUUUAUUAUUAAUAUUUGCUUUGUAUGUAACCAUGAGACGGAUUUGUGUAGGAUGCUGUUAUUUUUUAUACCUCUCUACCGGGAAAAAAAGAUGCUCAAUUAGUUUCCUUUGACCGACUGUUUUGAGUUGACUUUAAAAGAUUGCGUUGCAAAAUAAAUGAUUAUUUUCCGA